This is a messenger RNA of Rhinocladiella mackenziei CBS 650.93, 993 nucleotides long. RefSeq lists its product as uncharacterized. The transcript is spliced from 3 exons. NCBI's taxonomy places the organism in Eukaryota, Fungi, Ascomycota, Eurotiomycetes, Chaetothyriales, Herpotrichiellaceae. The record is from RefSeq and is a predicted model, not a curated record. Bases 1 to 993 code for a protein of 330 amino acids.
AUGCCGCCGUACGUGGCGCAGCAGACACGAAACAUCCUCAUCAUCGGUUCGACGGGCGUGAUAGGAACAUACAUCACCCGAGCAAUUGUGGAUGCCCGAGAAAACUUUGAACGAAUAUGCGUCUUGACAAGUGAAAAGACUCUGGUCCAGAAGGUCCAAGAUAUCGCCGCAUUGGAGGCCUGGGGCGUGGAAAUUUUCACCGGCCGGUUGGAAAGUGAAUCUGCCUUCAAGAGAGCAUGCGACGGAAUUGACACCAUUGUGUCUUGUGUUGGCCGUGGAGGCAUUGAGAAACAAAUCAAUCUGAUCACCUGGGCAGAACAGGCGGGAGUUCGCCGAUUCUUCACCUCCGAAUACGGCACCGACAUCGAAUACUGGCCCGAGUCGGCAAAGGAACCCCCCCACCAACUCAAGUUAAAAGUUCGAGCACAUAUGAAGACGAUGAAGAAAAUAGAACACACCUAUCUGGUGACGGGGCCCUAUAGCGACCUCUAUUUCGGGCCCAUGAAGGCAAGGCCAGAAAUAGGUGAAUUCGACGUCAAGGCCAAGAAGGCGGUCCUCCUGGGAGAUGGAGAUGGGCCAGUCAGUUUCACGGCCAUGGCUGAUGUGGGAAAAUUUGUCGUGGCGGCUCUCAUCAACACUUCGGCGUCAAGAAAUACCACCCUGAUUGUACAUUCGUUCACUGCCACGCCACACCAGAUCCUGGCUGAGUACGAAAAACAAACCAAGGGCACCUGGGAGAAAUCGUACACCUCUCUGGAGCGGUUAAAAGAGAUCGAGAAAGAAGAGUAUCAAGUCUACUCCGCUCUGGCGACGGUGGUGACAUUGAGGAGGAUUUGGACGGAAGGAGGGACACUGUACAAAUACUACGACGAGACGAUUUUGGGCCAAAUAGAAACCGAGACCCUGGAGAGUCAGGUUGCGGCGAAUGUCAAGAAACAGGAAGAAGGAGAAGGCAACUUCCCCAGUUUACUGAGGAAGUUAAGUCUCACCUGA